CAUGGAUGGCUACUGUUACCCUUAGCACUGGAUAAAUAGUGAAUGGAAUGCCUAAACUGAUGUUUAUUUCAUAGUAUUACAUUUGAAUGAGAGAUGUUGGCCGAGGUUCCAGGGAACCCUCUGGGCUCUGGCCUCCUCUGGACAGCCACUUGUGGUAAAGAUGAAAAGGGCCCAGGCCGAGCCCUGCAGCGGUCAAGGAAUGCCCAGAGGAAGACGUCCUCCCAGCGUAGCUGCUUCCUGGGGGUGGAGACCUGGGAAGAGCUGAAGUGGGAGGACUGGGAGCUGGGAGGGGAGUUCACUAAGACCCUGCUGCUGAAGAACAUCCGUGGGAAACUACAGAAACUACGCUUCAGGCCUCCUGUGUCAAAGUUCUUCACCACCCUGUUUCCUCAGAUCAUCACUCUGAGUCCUGGAACAUGUUUCUCUCUUCCUGUUACAUUCCGCCCCCUUGACAGGUGUGACUACCAGGACACCAUAGAGUUCCAGAGUAAGGAUGGGUUGUUCCAGGUGUCGCUAAGGGCGACCAUCCCUCGCCACGCUCUGGACGUACCUGAGUCUGUCCUCCUGCCCUCCUGUGCUGUUCUCCACCAAUCACAGACCACCUUCAUGUUCCGCAACGCCAGUAAACUGCAGACAGGUUUUCAGUGGGAGGUGCCCUCUCCCUUCCAGCUGUGUCCAGAGAGCGGGGUGCUGGAGCCGGGUCAGGAGUGUAGAGUCACGGUGCUCUUCAGACCACAGGAGGCGUUGGUGUACCAGGUGGAGGCUAGCUGUGCCUUCGGGGACGAGGGAGAGAACAGCUGCACUGUGCUCCUAAAGGGCCUGUCAAAGUACCCGUUCCUUCAGAUCAGUGCCCCGGGUCUGGAGGAAGGAUGGAAGGUUCUGGAGUUUGGCAAUGUGCCUGUCGGUUGCACCAUGGAAAGACACUUUGAGAUUCUCAAUCCAUCCUCAAUAACAACUUCCUUUAGUCUGUCCAGGAUGCAGCGUCCGGCGUUGUCAGAGUCAGUGUUCCAGUGUGGGGUCCAGAAGGGAGAGGUGGCCCCUCGUACCUCCAUCAGGGUAGCUGUGUUGUUCUCUCCUGUGACUGUGGACAGCACCACUGUGGACUACCUGUCUCUGACCUGCCCUGGGGCGCUCAGCAGAACCCUGCUCAAAGUCACCGGCACCUGCAUAGGUCCUCAGGUGUCCCUGUCCACCUCUGUGCUGGACUUUGGCUGUGUGGAUGAGGGUGAGGAGGCCAUGCUUACCGUGGACAUCAUCAACUCCUCCUCUGUGGAUGCCCAGUACCAGUUUGACUUGGAUGCCACAGGUUAUAGCGUCUUCACCCUAGAGCCAGCCUGUGGUACCCUGCCGCCCAACAGCCACCGGAGCCUACGCCUGCUCUUCAGACCACACCACCCCAUGGGACACCACAGGAGGAUUGUCUGCCUGCUGCUACACAGGGAGCCUCUGUUCCUGGACCUGAUAGGGACCUGUCACUCUGAGCAGCUGAAACCAGCCAUCCUUCACCCCAGACACCUGGUCAUGUACCGGCAGCACCUGGCCCGGGGACUCACCUGCUACCCUCCUGAUGUAGUCGGUGCCAUGUUGGCGGAAGGCAAGAUACAGGUGGACCGGGACGGGGCUCUGCUUUUACAAGAGGACCCUGCUGCUGUGCCAGAGAAGAGGCCUACGGAGGAAUAUUUCCAGGGCUGUGCAGGGGGCAAGUUGGAGGCCGAGCUAGGAGGCAGCGGUGAGGGGGUCAGCAGCGACAGUUUCCCCUUCUCCUUCUCCCACCUCACGGUGGAUCCCCCAGAGCUGCUGUUCUACAACGGCUCCCUGUCCACCUCCCAAUCUGUGACUGUCUCCAACCACACCAAGGGCAAGCUCAGCCUGGUCUGGACCCCCGCUCCUAACUCCCCCUUCUGUGUCACACCCUCGUCGUGUGAUCUGGGACCCCUGAAGUCGACUGCCUUCAGAGUCAGCUACGCGCCCCAGCAGCACAACACCUUCCAUGGGGCACAGCUAGAGUGCUUUGCUUUCUACAAGGUGUUGAGGGACCAUCGCCAGGUAGAGGACCGCACCCUGUGGCCUCCCUGGUGUGUCACAGUCCGGGUCAGUGGACACUCCUUCCAGCCUGGACGGGAGCACUUCAUACCCCGCUUCUCCCUUCGGCACCCCCAAGUGGUCUUCCCUGCUCUGAGCCUGGUCUCCUACAGGACUGUGCUCCUGGAGAACACAGGGGACCUACCCCUGGUGUUCAGGCUGGACCCAGAGGAGUGUCCUUCAGUCACUGUUCAGCCCACCAGCGGCCUGGUCCAGCCGGGACACCACCAGAUCCUCACCCUCAGGACCACCCCAGCAGAGGACUGCCCUGCCAAGCUACCCCUCACCCUGCACUUCAAUGCCAGCUCCAAGCACACCCAGGAGCUGUCGGUGGUGAGUGUGGUGGAGAAGCUGUGUGUGUCUCUGGAAGGGGAGGGCAGCCUGUUCUUCAAACCCACGGCGGUGGGAUCCUGCUCCCAGCGACCCUACAGGGUCAGGAACCUGACCAGGCUACCUCUGAAGUUCCGCUGGAGGAUCCCAGGACCAGACCAAUGCGUCAUCUCUGUGGCGCCUGACACGGGAGUCCUGCAGCCCAAUGAGAACAUGGUGCAGACGUGGUCCUUCACCCCAUUUGAGGAAAUGGUUUACAAUCUGAAGCCCAACCUGACCUUCUGGCCAAUCCAGACGCCUGGAUGCAGGUCUCGCCUCCCCCUGAAGGUUGUGGGCAUGGCCUCCAAAGGAUCCAUCCAGGCAGAGCGUGCGGUGCUGGACCUCGGGGAGGUGUUGGUGGGAGACUGCAGGUCCUUCGAGGUGCCUCUCAUCAACAACGGCUCCUGUUCUGUCAGCUUCUGUUUGGCCGUACAACAGAGCCUACUGGACCCGGGGCUGUCUGAGAACACACAGAAAGACACUGUUGCUCCUCCAGGUCCAGUGGUUAAUAGCUUUACCCCUGUCCUGGAGCUGGACACUGUGAGCGGCACCAUCCCAGCUCGCUCCAGGCUGCUGAUCCGCUCCACUGUGAGGCCUGCCAGGAGGACCAGAUACUGCUGGGACCUGACCUACCAGACACUCAGCUCUGCAGGCUCUGUGCUGGAUGGUCCCCAGCCUCUGUGCCAGGUGCGGGGUGAGGGGGUGUUCCCCACCCUGGAGGUGACAGAUGUGCGUUGCAGUGGCAGCAUGGAUGGGCUCAGCAAGCUGCAGCUCUGGAGCCUCUUUUCACUGGGCCACCUCAACGCCCACCUGCAGAGAGACCCCGCCCCGCCGGAGCUCACCUACCGGGUGCCCACCAGACACAGUCUGCGUCGCUGUCCCUCCAUCUUCACGUCGGCCAUGUUGGAUUUCAACUUCAGCGCUGCUCCGUUGGGCUCAGACCCCUCUAGUGUGCUGCUGAUGUUUGAGAACAUUGGGAGCAUCCCUGUCGAGUGGUCGUUCCUGUUCCCAGAGGACCAGCAGAUAGAGCUUGAGUACUGGGCUGAGACGGGAGAGUUCAGUACUACAGAGCUCCACCACAUGAAGGUGCAGGAGAACAGGCUGUUUAACAUAGAACCCCCCUCUGGUAAACUACAUCCAGGACAGCAGAAGGCAGUGACAUUUACCUACAGACAUGACUUUGCUGGUACUGACCACCUCCCCGUUCUGUUCAAGCUCUCUCACGGCAGAGAGAUUCUGUUCAACUUCAUGGGAGUGACAGUGGAGAGAGACAGACACUACCUCCAUUUCACGUCCACCAAGCACGUCUUUGCCCCAGUGGCCAUCGGGGGGUUCAACCCACCUAAACAGGUGUAUGAGCUGCACAAUGGAGGGGCUGUCCCUCUGAGGUACCGUGUGGACACAGAGCCCCUGGAACAGCUGACGGCUGAUAACUUUGGUCACCCCGUGCUGCAGUGUCUCAACCCCCAGGGAGAGGUGAAGCCUGGCAGGACAGCCCUGCUGGAGUGGGUCAUCUCCCCCCUGGAGGCCAAGACGUACAGUGUGGACAUCCCUGUCCAUGUGCUGGAGGGAGACACUAUGCUGAUGACGUUUGAAGGCUGUGGGUUUGAUAACCGGGCGCUGGGGGAGUCGGCACCAGUACAGCUCCGUGAUGCGUACAUGUCUGUCCCCAGCACACAGAGGAUGCCCCUGCCCAACCAGGUGCUGUUCCUGUCAGAGGAGAGAGUGUCCCUUGGGGACAUCCCAGUCUGCACUCGCUCCACACGGGUCCUGUUCCUGACCAACGUCUCCCACAGUGACAGAGUCCUCUAUGCCUGGAGCCUGACUGACCAGUCAGUCCAGAUCUCCCCAGAGCAUGGCACUCUGUCUCCAGGGGAGAGUGCUCUCUGUAUCCUGACUCUCCAGGCCUCUGGCAGCCCCAGCUUCUACCAGCUAGACCUCAUCUGUGAGGUGACCCUGGAGGAGGCAGUGUCUCAGUACCGUCGGGAUCUACAGCAGUGGGAGUCGGAGAGAGACAGACAGAGGAAUGAGUUUACCCUGACUGAGAAAGACCUGCAGCAGAGCCACACCAGCUACCCCCGGGGUCACACACAGAGCCACACCAGCUACCCCCGGGGUCACACACAGAGCCACACCAGCUACCCCCGGGGUCACACACACCUUCCUCUUGUCCUGGUGCAGGAAGGCCUACCGUCUCAGAAGACUGGACCUGUAGGCAGGAAAUACAAGACUCUGCCUCCUAUCCACAGCAGCAGUGACGUGGUGGGGGGUAUGUGUGCCAGGCCAAGUCGUGCCGAGCGGAGGGCCCAGAGAGAAGCUAGCCAGGUAUGGAGGAGACCUGAACCGCCCCGCCCCACCCUGCUACACCUGGGGGUCACCGCCCGCUCACACUCCCUCCUAGAGUUCCAGACCUUCUUCCCCUCCCUGCUCAGCAAACACCACAUCAACAGGUCGGCCCAGCCCAGUGUGACCCGUUGUGGAUCCCGUCAGAGCAGACCUCCCUCUGUAGACAUGCCCCCUCUCAGCCACGGACCAGAGAGAGAGAUCAUUACCCACGCUCUCACUUCCAUAUUCAGGAGCCUCCUGGACGACCCUCACUUCCACCACUCUCUGGUGAACGGUGUGGCUGAACCUGUGCCCUACUUCUCCCAGCUGAGACCGACUCCUUACCUCCCUAGCCCACAUCUCCCUGGUACCGUCAUGCCCUACCCCGGGACCAGGGAGGCCCCUCCAGCUUGCCCCCCUACUCCUCAGCUCCUCGUGGGGGGCAGUCUGAACAGUGCUGGGGUAACAGAGGUAACAGAGCCACAGCCACGGACCCAGAAGCCAACAGUGAAGAGAGAACAUCAGCUCAGCAUUCAGGAGACCAUCCGCAGGUUGCCAGAGUUCUGUGACGUGACAGAGGAGGUUCUCCUCAACACCUUACAGAACCUGAUGGUGGAGGCUUUCCUGGGAGAGCUGGUCCUUACUGCCAGGCCACGAAUCAUCGCCCUGCCUCCUGUCUCUGCCAGGAGGAACAGCUGUGGUUCCAGGAGGCUGUCCAGAGGAGCUGCUGACCCAGACAGGAGCAGAGAGACCAGGGGAUCUCCUCAGGGUCUCAGCCCCAGCCCUGGUCCUCACCUACCACCACCCUCUGCACUACUGGCCAACCUGGCAUGGACCUAACCACAGUGCUUUACUCCACACAAUGCAUCAUCUCAUUAUUUCAUACCCAAUAAAUACUGGACAUGAAGACA
Messenger RNA from Coregonus clupeaformis (lake whitefish), 5687 nucleotides. It is a transcript of the gene cfap65, whose product is annotated as cilia and flagella associated protein 65. Bases 94 to 5616 code for a protein of 1840 amino acids. The transcript has 32 exons. The record is from RefSeq and is a predicted model, not a curated record. NCBI's taxonomy places the organism in Eukaryota, Metazoa, Chordata, Actinopteri, Salmoniformes, Salmonidae.